AUGGCGCCGAAUUCCUCCCAAUCCUCUACAUCUUCUCCGUCCUUGAAACGAAAGCAGGCGACCAUCUCGAGCUUUUUCACACAAAAGCCAUCUUCGACACCGAAGCCUGCAGCGGGGAGCACCGAGCUUGCCGCAGAGAAGGCAUCAAAGAAGAGACCCGCCUCUCCAACAGAACCAAGCCCCGAGCCGAAACGCGCAGUCCCCAUACAGGAGCAAGACGAGGACGAGGGUGACAUCGUGGUUCCACCCUCAAAACGAGCUCGAACCAAUGGCUCUCCCGCAGAAGAGAACAAGCUAGCUGCUGUCCCGACAGAAAUCCCCCUUAUCACGGCUUCCCAACUCAGCAGCAGCCAGCGUACCGAUAUCUUCAAGUUCCAGAGCUCGCCCGCCGUUGCGCCACCAAGCAAAGAAGCCGAGAACCCAGAGGAGGCGGAACGAAGGAAAGAAAAAGAAAAGUUACACCAGAAGUUUGUACGGAAACUCGGCGGUCCUGAUUGUUUGAUUGGAAUCGGGAGGACUGCCGCCAGUGACGUUGCUGGCGCCGCGGCUGAGGGCGAAGAAGAGGAGGAUGAAGAUGAACCUGCACCCCCGCCUCCGACUAAGGGUAAAGGUGCAGCGAAGAAGGGUGGCAAGCUUACGCCUAUGGAGAAGCAAGUCAUCGAGAUCAAGCGCAAGCAUAUGGAGACUGUGUUGGUGAUUGAGGUUGGGUACAAGUUCCGGUUCUUUGGCGAGGAUGCUCGUAUUGCGGCGAAGGAGCUUGGGAUUGUGUGUAUCCCGGGGAAAUUCCGGUUUGACGAGCAUCCAUCGGAGGCACACCUCGACCGCUUCGCGUCUGCUAGUAUCCCCGUGCACCGGCUACAUGUUCAUGUGAAACGCCUGGUAACGGCGGGCCACAAGGUUGGCGUCGUGCGGCAGAUUGAGACAGCAGCGCUCAAGGCUGCGGGCGAUAACCGCAAUGCGCCUUUUAUUCGAAAGUUGACCAACUUGUACACGAAGGGGACCUACAUCGACGAUGUCGAGGGUAUUGAAGGCCCGGCUGCUGCGGCCGGUGGCGCGUCUCCGGCGACGGGCUACAUGCUGUGCAUCACAGAGACCAAUGCCAAAGGUUGGGGCAAUGAUGAGCGAGUGCAUGUUGGUGUUGUUGCCGUUCAGCCUGCCACGGGUGACGUGAUCUACGACGACUUUGAAGAUGGGUUUAUGCGCAGCGAGAUCGAGACCCGGCUGCUGCACAUUGCACCUUGUGAGAUUCUGAUUGUUGGAGAGAUGUCGAAAGCCAGCGAAAAGCUUGUACGGCACCUGUCUGGGAGCAAAAUGAAUGUCUUCGGUGAUGCGGUGCGUCUUGAACGGGCACCGAAGAAAAAGACCGCUGCGGCUGAGGCGCAUAGUCAUGUUUCUGGCUUUUAUGCCGGGAAAAUGAAAGCUACUGGUACAGAAGAGGAUGUUCAUGCAGCUAAGCUGCUACAGAAUGUCCUUGAAUUACCGGAACAUGUUACUGUUUGUCUUUCUGCUAUGAUUGAACAUAUGACCGAGUACGGACUCGAACAUGUUUUUGAUCUAACAAAGUACUUCCAACCUUUCUCGGCGAGGUCACAUAUGCUCUUGAAUGGAAAUACGCUGGCCAGCCUGGAGAUUUACCAGAACCAGACUGAUCACUCGGCCAAGGGUAGUCUAUUCUGGACGUUGGACCGGACACAUACGCGAUUUGGGCAACGGUUGCUCCGGCGCUGGGUGGGACGGCCGUUGCUUGAUAAGGUACGACUUGAAGAGCGGGCCGACGCGAUAGAGGAGCUCACAAAUCCCGUACGCACUGUGAUUGUGGAGCGGGUGAGAAGACUGUUGGGUAAAAUUAAGAGUGACUUGGAAAAGAGUUUGAUCCGUAUCUACUACGGCAAGUGCACCCGGCCAGAGCUUCUCACAGUCCUGCAGACUAUGCAGACAAUUGCAAUGGAAUUCGCCGAUGUCAAGUCUCCAGCAGAUACCGGGUUCGAAUCCUCCCUCAUUAGCGAAGCCAUUGCCUCCCUUCCAACCAUCUUGAAAGACGUCACCCGGUUCUUGGACAAGAUUAAUCUUCACGCCGCACGGAAUGAUGACAAGUACGCAUUCUUCCGCGAAGAGGAGGAGACGGAGGAGAUUGGUGAGGAAAAGCUCGGAAUCGCUAGUAUCGAGCACGAGCUGCAAGAGCACCUCUCUGUAGCCAGCGAGCGUCUGCAAAGGAAGGGAGUCAAGUAUACGACGGUCUCUGGCAUUGAAUACCUUAUCGAGAUCGAAAACAAUUCCUUAGCCAUCAAGAAAGUCCCAGCAUCUUGGAUCAAGGUCAGCGGAACGAAGAAGGUUUCACGCUUCCACACGCCAGAGGUGAUCCAACUCAUUCGCCAACGUGAUCAGCACAAGGAAGCUCUAGCCGCAGCCUGUGACAAGGCCUUUGCGGCGCUUCUCGGCGAUAUCGCGACACAAUACCAAUCAUUCAGGGAUUGUGUCCAGUCCCUCGCAACGCUGGACUGUCUUCUCUCCCUCGCAGUCAUUGCCCAACAACCUGGCUACGUCAAGCCGGAAUUCACAGAGCGACCAUGCCUCCACGUCGAGCAGGGCCGCCACCCGAUGGUGGAACGCAUUCUUACAGACACGUACGUCCCCAACGACACCAACCUCGACCCGGACCGCACACGAGCACUCCUUGUCACAGGUCCUAACAUGGGCGGCAAGUCGAGUUACGUGCGCCAAGUCGCCCUCAUCGCGAUCAUGGGCCAAAUUGGCUCAUACGUGCCUGCCACCUCCGCCAAGCUAGGUCUCCUCGAUGCCGUCUUCACGCGGAUGGGCGCUUUCGACAACAUGCUCGCCGGCGAAUCCACCUUCAUGGUCGAGCUCUCUGAAACAGCCGACAUUCUCAAGCAAGCCACGCCGCGCUCCUUGGUCAUCCUCGACGAGCUUGGCCGUGGCACCUCGACACAUGACGGCGUCGCCAUCGCUCAGGCCGUGCUGGACUACAUGGUUCGGAACAUCCGCUCGUUGACACUUUUCAUCACGCACUACCAACACCUCUCGCGCAUGGUGCGCUCGUUCCCGAAUAAGGAGCUGCGCAAUGUGCAUAUGCGGUUCACAGAAUCGGGCGGCAAGAACGGGGACGAGGAAAUCACUUUCUUGUAUGAGGUUGCCGAGGGCGUGGCGCAUCGAAGUUACGGCCUCAAUGUAGCACGGUUGGCGCAUUUGCCGGCCUCUGUGCUGGAGUUGGCGAAGACCAAGAGUGCAGAGUUGGAGGGGGUGAUUAAGAGGAAGAGGUUGGCGGCACUUGUUGGAGCUGUUGGUAGAGUUGUGGAGGUGAAAGAUGGUGGCGGUGCUGCUUCUGCAGACGAUGAGCUGGUUGAGCGAUUGCUUGCUAGCGCGGACCAGUUGUAG
Molecule: messenger RNA, 3393 nt
Organism: Penicillium daleae
Lineage: Eukaryota; Fungi; Ascomycota; Eurotiomycetes; Eurotiales; Aspergillaceae
Gene: msh3
Product: mismatch repair protein MSH3
Exons: 3
Coding region: 1-3393 (1130 amino acids)
Biological process (GO): mismatch repair; mitotic recombination
Cellular component (GO): nucleus
Molecular function (GO): ATP-dependent DNA damage sensor activity; mismatched DNA binding; ATP binding
Source: RefSeq, a predicted model, not a curated record